Messenger RNA from Exophiala viscosa, 932 nucleotides. Its product is annotated as Haloacid dehalogenase-like hydrolase-domain-containing protein. The record is from RefSeq and is a predicted model, not a curated record. Bases 149 to 871 code for a protein of 240 amino acids. The transcript has a single exon. Gene Ontology annotation, molecular function: nucleotidase activity. Gene Ontology annotation, biological process: nucleotide catabolic process; pyrimidine nucleobase metabolic process. NCBI's taxonomy places the organism in Eukaryota, Fungi, Ascomycota, Eurotiomycetes, Chaetothyriales, Herpotrichiellaceae.
GUGACAGCGAGUCAUACAUGGCAACAUUAUGGCAUCUACAUAUAUCUGACAUUUUUCUCAGUCCAUACAUCAUUCUCUCAUUAUUGUUAGCGCUCUUUCUUCUGCAUUAUAGACAUUUUCUAGAAAGCAUAGACUGUUUUCCGCAACUAUGGGCUCUCUUGAUUCCUCUUCAUCGGACAACCGAGCCGUUUUCUUCUUCGACAUAGACAACUGUCUCUACCACAGCAGUAAAAAAGUACACGACCACAUGGCCAGACUCAUCAACAAAUACUUCGUCAGUCACCUCGACAUGCCCGCAGAGGAAGCAACGAGGCUGCACGACCGGUACUACAAAGACUACGGCCUGGCCAUCGACGGACUCGCUCGUCAUCAUCAGGUGGAUCCAUUAGACUUCAACCGAGAGGUGGACGACGCUUUGCCGUUAGACGACCUGCUCUCACCGGAUGCAGAGCUGCGAGAGGUACUCGAAUCGUUCGACAAGACCAAGGUCAAAAUGUGGUUAUUCACCAAUGCAUACAUCACCCACGGUCGCCGGGUGGUGAAACUUCUGGGUCUCGCAGAUUUGUUUGAAGGGAUUACAUAUUGCGACUAUUCGCAGGUACCGCUCGUAUCCAAACCUAUGCCAGCAAUGUUCGAAAAGGCCGAAAGAGAGGCUGGCGCAACGAAAGACACCAAGAUUUAUUAUGUGGAUGACUCAUUCUCGAACUGUCGAGGCGCAUCACAGCGAGGGUGGACCAAUACCGUCCAUUAUCGCGAACCAGAUAUGGCUGAACUACCAGAGAAGGCGAGCAAAUUCCAGAUCAGUCAUCUUCGCGAACUUCUAGAUCUUUUCCCGGAGCUACUCAAGGACAGGGAUACAAAUACAGUAUGAUAGAUACAGGUAUAUUACAAUAAAACAGGAGAUCGUCACAUCAACAAGCUUGCUCAAACGA